ACUACCUCGACUCGGCACUGUGCACGAUAACACCGCCAAACGCGAUGGACUCUACUGAACUCAUCAGGCUCGACGGGGGUAUGCUCGAGGGCGGUGGCCAACUCCUCCGCAUCGCCAUCGCGCUUUCUGCCCUCUUGUCCAAACCCGUAGCCAUCGACAACAUACGCGCGGGUCGCCAGUCUCCGGGCCUGAAGAACCAGCAUGUCGCAGGUCUACGACUCGUUGCAGAGAUCCGCUCAGCACGGCUAGAAGGAUGCGAGGUCAAGUCUACCUCGAUCACAUUCUACCCUACCGUCAAGCCACAGACUUCCAAGCCCUACACAGCCGAUCCCAAGACAGCGGGCUCCAUCGCUCUUCUGCUGCAAGUGUCGUUGCCUUGCCUCAUCUUCGCACCUUCUACCACCGGGCCACCAUCCGAGCUCAUACUGCGCGGAGGCACAAACGCCCCACAAGCGCCCCAAAUCGACUAUAUGCAGCAUGUUCUUCUACCGUUCAUCCAGAAGCAUUUCGGCGUGCCCGCUACGCUUAGCGUCCCAACGCGUGGAUACUACCCCAAAGGCGGCGGCGAGGUCCACGUCUCGGUGCCUCCCGUACUCGGCCCGCUGCCUGCGGUGACACUCAUCCAGCGGGGCGCGGUCAAAGUGAUCCAUGGGCGGUCCUACGUCGCUGGUCUGCCUAAGAGCCUUGCCGAGGCCAUGCGCGUCGGUGCCAUAAAUGUGCUAGCUGAGUCUGGCGUGGACACCGCGCUCAUCAGUAUCGACGCGGUGCGAGAGAAGCCCUCCGAUGCAUUUGGAAGCGGCUCCGGCGUCGUGUUGUGGGCGGAGACGGAGAACGGCUGCAUCCUCGCCGGGAGCGCGCUUGGGAGCAAGCGCAUUGAUCCCGCACAGGUGGGACGGGAUGCCGCCAGGGAGCUCGCAGCGAACCUCGCCCACGGUGGCUGCGUAGACGAGUACUUGCAGGAUCAAAUGAUUAUAUUCAUGGCUCUCGCGCGAGGCAAAUCGAAAGUGAAGACUGGGCCGUUGACCCUACACACAAGAACAGCGUUAUGGGUUGCCGAGCAGCUGACCGAUGCCAAAUUCUCUAUCGAGGAGCUAGAGGACUCCAUAGUCGUAGAAUGCGAAGGAACAGGUUAUUGCUUGUCAUGAAAUCAAUUAGCUCGGGUCAUGGACGAGGGCCGAGUGUACAUGUAUGCCUGCAUACGUUCGUCGAAUUUGUAAUCACAAAAC
This is a messenger RNA of Trametes versicolor FP-101664 SS1, 1226 nucleotides long. Its product is annotated as RNA 3'-terminal phosphate cyclase. Gene Ontology annotation, molecular function: RNA-3'-phosphate cyclase activity. The transcript has 4 exons. Gene Ontology annotation, cellular component: nucleus. Gene Ontology annotation, biological process: RNA processing. Lineage: Eukaryota; Fungi; Basidiomycota; Agaricomycetes; Polyporales; Polyporaceae. Bases 45 to 1145 code for a protein of 366 amino acids. The record is from RefSeq and is a predicted model, not a curated record.